UGUCCCCGUGUCCGUGGGGGGCGGCGCCGCGGCCUUGCCGCCCGGAUCCCGGCAUGAGCCGCACCUGGCAGGCUCUCCGCGCUCUGCGGCUGCGGCUCCUGGGGCCUGCCAAGGAGCUGGUGGGCACCGACCAGUUUGGCAACAAGUACUACCGGGUGCCCAAGCACGAGAGCCGCGCAGGGCAGAUUAUACCAGAAAGAAGAUUUGUAGAAGCAGUAAAUCGUGAAGCAUAUCAGUAUCAAAUUGGUGACUUUCCAGCAGAAUGGGAAGCAUGGAUAAGAAAAAAGAGAGAAGAUCCACCCACCAUUGAGGAGAUUCUUAGGAAUGAAAAUUAUAGAGAAGAAAUUAAACAGAAAGCCAAGGAUGUAUCUGAAAAGGAUAAGCUGCUUCAGGCCAAGGAAUAUGAGCAAGGACUUAUUGCUGAACCAAGUCAUACUCAGGUUAAAGGCCACGCAUCUGCCCCUUACUAUGGAAAGAAGGAGCCCUCACAGGACCCCACAAGCACUGCAAAUACCUUCCAGCCAGGUGCCUGGAUGCCACCAGGCAGUGGUAACAGUCAAAAUAAAUAAGCAAUUUAAUGGACAGGUACUGUUAAUGGCUAAAUAUUUUAACAGACAAACACACAUGGCUGUUAUAUGCAAGAGUGCAAUAAAGUAGUAUUAAAGCA
Messenger RNA from Catharus ustulatus (Swainson's thrush), 667 nucleotides. RefSeq names its product NADH:ubiquinone oxidoreductase complex assembly factor 2 (gene NDUFAF2). Lineage: Eukaryota; Metazoa; Chordata; Aves; Passeriformes; Turdidae. Gene Ontology annotation, cellular component: membrane. The transcript is spliced from 4 exons. Gene Ontology annotation, biological process: mitochondrial respiratory chain complex I assembly. The record is from RefSeq and is a predicted model, not a curated record. Bases 54 to 569 code for a protein of 171 amino acids.